CCUUUGCAUCGUGCUUUAAUAACUAGUCUGAGUAAAAUGGCGCUCGUCUUACGGUCUUUGCGAUCCGCUGUUAAUGCCGGUGUAAAAAUUGGCCAGCAAUCAUGGCAUCAGCCAUUAGUUUUAGGCGUUCAAAAACAAAUAGCAAAUUACUCUUUUACUUCCCAUCAGAUACCUACACUAGCUGUAAACAAGAUCUCCAUUAACAUCAAAAGGAGUUUCAGUGAUAAACCCCCUAUGUCCAUGACUACUAUCCGAGAUAGGGUCUUGCUUGUUUUGAAACUCUACGACAAAAUUGAUGUUUCAAAGUUGACACUUGAAUCCCAUUUCAUGAAUGAUUUGGGUCUUGAUUCGUUAGACCAUGUGGAAGUUGUAAUGGCAAUGGAGGAUGAGUUUGGUUUUGAAAUCCCAGAUGGAGAUGCAGAGAAAUUGUUGAGACCAGCAGAUAUAGUAAGGUACAUUGCAGAUAAGGAAGAGGUGUAUGAAUGAGGAAACAGUAACAAGCUAUAGAUUAUGAGAAGUGUAGAGGAAAAUGGAAUACAUUUGAAAUGUUCUGUAAAUUGAUAGAUUAAAAAGUUAAAUUGA
Daphnia magna is the source of this 582-nucleotide messenger RNA. RefSeq names its product acyl carrier protein, mitochondrial (gene ND-ACP). Gene Ontology annotation, biological process: fatty acid biosynthetic process. The coding region runs from base 37 to 486 and encodes 149 amino acids. The transcript is spliced from 4 exons. Gene Ontology annotation, molecular function: acyl binding; acyl carrier activity. Lineage: Eukaryota; Metazoa; Arthropoda; Branchiopoda; Diplostraca; Daphniidae. The record is from RefSeq and is a predicted model, not a curated record. Gene Ontology annotation, cellular component: mitochondrion.